GGGCAGGCUUUCAAGGCAAAUAUAGAUAUCCACCCAAAUUUCCAAUUGGUUUCAACUUGCAACAGAACUCUAGUACUCUCUGGUUAGUGAAAACUGAAAACAAUGGCUGCUGUAAGGAGUCUUUUCAAGAAGAGAUCAAUCGCUUCUACUACAAGAUUGUUCUCCACCCAAGUUGCCUCUGAUUCUUCUUCUUCUUCUUCUUCAUUAUUCUCUCAAAGAAUCAGAGAUCUCCCAAAAGAGUUUCCCGCCACCAACAUCAAGAGAGAAGUUUCCCAUCUUGUUGGAAGAACUCCACUUGUUUAUCUAAACAAGGUUACUGAAGGAUGUGGAGCUUAUGUUGCUGUCAAGCAAGAGAUGAUGCAACCCACUGCUAGCAUCAAAGACCGACCAGCAGUUGCCAUGAUAAAUGAUGCAGAAAAGAAGAACUUAAUCACUCCCGGAAAGACGACAUUGAUAGAGCCCACAUCUGGAAAUAUGGGGAUUAGUAUGGCUUUCAUGGCUGCCAUGAAAGGUUACAAGAUGGUUCUAACCAUGCCUUCUUACACAAGCUUGGAGAGAAGAGUGACGAUGAGAGCAUUUGGAGCUGAUUUGAUCCUCACUGACCCGACUAAAGGGAUGGGCGGAACAGUCAAGAAGGCCUAUGCCCUCUUGGAAUCCACACCAAAUGCAUUUAUGCUACAACAGUUUUCAAAUCCUGCUAACACGCAGAUUCAUUUUGAAACAACUGGACCUGAAAUUUGGGAGGACACCCUUGGAAAAGUUGACAUCUUCGUGAUGGGAAUAGGUAGUGGAGGCACAGUCUCCGGUGUUGGCCAGUAUCUUAAGUCACAAAAUCCUAAUGUCAAGAUAUAUGGAGUGGAGCCUGCAGAAAGUAAUGUACUAAAUGGUGGGAAACCAGGUCCACACCAAAUCACGGGCAAUGGCGUUGGGUUCAAACCAGAUAUAUUGGACAUGGAUGUGAUGGAAAAGGUUCUUGAGGUUAGCAGUAAUGAUGCAGUAAAAAUGGCCAGGGAACUUGCGGUAAAGGAAGGUCUCCUGGUAGGGAUAUCAUCUGGAGCCAAUACAGUUGCUGCGCUCCAACUUGCCAAGAUGCCUGAGAACAAAGGAAAACUUAUUGUGACCAUUCAUCCGAGUUUCGGGGAGCGAUACCUUUCAUCUGUCCUGUUUGAAGAGUUGAGGAAAGAGGCACAGAACAUGCAACCAGUCUCAGUAGACUAAAGAAGAGCUCUCUCUGAUAAAUUUUUAUGUAACAUUAGUAAACAUGUUGCUUUAAAAAUAACUUUUGUUGUGAGAAUAAGAAUUAACAGUCCUGUAAUUGAGGGUUUCCUCAGCAUUUCUUUGGUGAAUGUAAAUUAUUGCAGCAGUCAUUCUACA
Messenger RNA from Tripterygium wilfordii, 1374 nucleotides. Its product is annotated as bifunctional L-3-cyanoalanine synthase/cysteine synthase 1, mitochondrial. The coding region runs from base 103 to 1218 and encodes 371 amino acids. Gene Ontology annotation, molecular function: cysteine synthase activity. Lineage: Eukaryota; Viridiplantae; Streptophyta; Magnoliopsida; Celastrales; Celastraceae. The record is from RefSeq and is a predicted model, not a curated record. The transcript has 10 exons. Gene Ontology annotation, cellular component: cytoplasm.